AUGGCUACUUCUAGUCAAGAUCUUUAUGAUAUUGAUACUGAUACAAUCAAUUAUAUUAAUGUAUUAGAUAGUACAUAUUUAGAUCCAGAUCAAGAAUAUAAAUUACUUGAUAAUGAAAGUGGUUGCAGUUUUACAGAUCACUCUUGUGAAAUACCCGGAACACCUCAUACAGAUAGUAGUGAAAAUGACUAUUUAUAUUCAGAUACAUUUAGUAAUAAAGAAAUAUAUGAAUUAGCAUUAAAUUAUUUUAGAACAUUAUCCAAUAAUGAUGAAAUAUAUAGGGAUAUUGAUUGGUUAUCUAGUGAUUUAGAUAAAUCAACAGAUACAGAAUCAUCUUGUAGUUUUUCAUUAUUAACCAAAGAAAAUGAAACAGAUUAUGAAAUUAAGGAUUAUAAGCGGUCUAACAAUAGUAAUAGCAAUAUUAAACAAUGUGUGAUUUCAGAAAUAAAAGAUGUAAAUCAGCCUAAUGCACAAGCAUUAAAAUUUAAUCCUCCAAGUUAUAUGGCAACAAAAAUUGCUAUGCAAUUAAAAAAAAUUCAGUUAUCAAGUCUUUUUGAAACAGAAAAUUAUAUAAAAAUUAUUCGAGAACAACCAAAAAAACUUGGAGAGGCUUUAGGAUUAGAAAUCAGAACUAGAAAAUCUCACGAAUUAAUAGAAAUGCGGCACCAAGAUUUAGUAAAAGGAAAGUCUAUUUCACUUGAAAGUAAUGUUCAAGACAGUACUAUAACAAUAGAUGAUGAUAAUAAUAAAGAGUCUUCCAUCAACAAUUUAUCUUUUGUUAAUAAAAAAAGAAGAUACGAUCAGUUUUACAAAACUAAUAAUAUAAUAAUUCCGGACUUAGAGCAUGAACAGCAAACUUACUCAUUGAAUAAUUUAUCUAAUAAGCAGAAAGAUCCUCAACGGUUUGAUAACGAAUUAACUUUGGAUAAUAGUAAUUUUGAGGAUUAUAGCCCGUUUCAUAAUAAUAAAGAUAUACAGACCAAGGCAUUCAUGACUUCUAACUCUGUAAAUCUUAAUGACAAUUUAAAUUUUAAGAAUCUUCUUAUACACAGAAGUACAAACAAUUUUUGGAUUUUACUUUUGAUAUUUAAAUAUCAAGAAAGGUUCUGGCUUUCAGAUGUCAUGAUCGAAUCUCUUUUAAAAAUUUGUAAAUUAGUUUUAAUAGAUGCUGAUAUAAGACAAUUUGAAAAUUUUUCUUCAACAAUUUAUAUGACCAAUAAGUUACUAGAAAUCAGAAAAAACAAUAAAAUUAAUAAAAUUUUUGCAGCUUGUCCUGAUUGUAACAAACUUUAUAAUAUUAGUACUAGUAAUUCAGGAUUUAAAUGUACUUAUAUUGAAUUUCCUAGUCAUCCACUGCAAACUCAACGCCAACCUUGUGGAUCCGAAGUAUUAGUUAAGGUUCCCGUAAAACAGGAGCUAUUACAAAUCAUUAUGCAAAAUUGGCGACUUGAUGAUCUUAUAUCCACUCAAUCAAAUAACUUGAACCUUAUCAAAGGUUUAAGUUUAAUAUGGCCAAAAGCAACUGUGGGAAGCUUAGCAAUUUAUGACAAUUGUAAAUUUGAUGAACUUUGCCUUUUUAGGCAAAUUUAUCAGCUUGAAAUUGAAGAUACAAUUACUGCUUAUUAUAAUAAUGCAUAUGACAUGGAAUUUUUGUCAAUUGAGGAGUUUACUGGAGAAAAGGCAAGAAGUUUUGAACGAAGAAUUGUUAUCCGGCCUCAGGCGCAAUUGUCAUUGGAAUUAGAUAAUCCUGGCCAUGGCCAAAACAA
Molecule: messenger RNA, 1766 nt
Organism: Racocetra fulgida
Lineage: Eukaryota; Fungi; Glomeromycota; Glomeromycetes; Diversisporales; Gigasporaceae
Source: the annotation of a GenBank genome assembly